Molecule: messenger RNA, 2777 nt
Organism: Branchiostoma belcheri (Belcher's lancelet)
Lineage: Eukaryota; Metazoa; Chordata; Leptocardii; Amphioxiformes; Branchiostomatidae
Product: sorting nexin-21-like
Exons: 4
Coding region: 12-998 (328 amino acids)
Biological process (GO): protein transport
Cellular component (GO): early endosome membrane
Molecular function (GO): protein binding; phosphatidylinositol phosphate binding
Source: RefSeq, a predicted model, not a curated record
UUGAGCAGAAUAUGGCGACAGGGACACCGGAGCCGAAAAAGAGACUAAAAUGCGACAUCAGCCUGGAUAUGGAGGAGGUUGAUGAGGACACAGAGCUGACGUCUGAUACAGACGACAAUGACCUGUCCAUCAGUGGGACCCUGAGUUUUGAUGGGGACAUCACUGAUAGUGGCGAUGAAGACAUCGGCACAGAAGCUGAAGAGCCUCACCUGGAGCACCCUGCAGGGAGGAACACCAGGGUCGGCAGCGGUGGAGGGAGACACAGUCAGGACAGGAUAGUGUUUGAAGUCAUGAAUGCCAGGACUGUGAAGGAGGGACAUUCCAAAUAUGUGGUUUACCAAGUGCAUGUGGUUAAGAGCCCAGGUUUGGACACAUCUCCAGCCUUCAUCGAGAAACGUUACAGCCAAUUCGACAAACUGAACCAGUGUCUUCGCAAGAGAUUCCCACACCUGCUGGAAAGCGUUGCCUUCCCGAAGAAAACUCUGACAGGAAACUUCAAGUCCCAGACAAUUGCGGAGAGGAGUCGGGCCUUUGAACAAUACCUGCAGCACUUGCACUCUAUCCCGCAAAUAGCCAGCUGUCACGAGUUUUUAGACUUCUUCUACCUUGAGGAUAUAAGGAAGGGGUACGCGAUGAUCCGUGCCGGUCUCUACAAGGAGGCGAUUCCCUCGCUCAGGAAUGCGCUCCACCUACAGGAGAAACUGCUGGGUGAGACCCAUGACGUGGUGUUGCAGACGCACUGUGCCAUCGUGGUGGCGUACGAGGCAUUAGACGAGCUGUGGCACGCCCAGACGUACUCAGAAACAGCCCUGAACUGUGUGAAAGGCUAUCUACAUCACAGUUUCCUGGUCCCACUGCUGCAAACACACAUCAGCUUGUGUUGGAGGUUGGGCAAAGACAAGAAAGACUGGGAAGCUAUCUUACAUGAAGUUGCAGCCAAAGGCAUCGAUGUCAACAGUGGCCCGACACUAAAAGACGUUGUCAUGAACAAGCAUUGACAGGUACUGGCCUCAUCAAAGUCAGGAAAAUAUUUAAUGUAUCAAAGCAGAAAGUACCAAAUAACAAAUUCCUAUGUUCUCAAAUUUCCUCCUAAAAAGUGAUGGGAACAAGGGUACCUUUGUACCAGGACAACCUCAUAAAUGGAAAACUACUCAUGGAAUGCUCAUGGCAGUUAAUUGCAGUCAUAAAUGUAAGUUAAGAAGAAAAAACAUAACUUGUAUCUAUAUGUUUAAAGCUACAGUGGCAGUCAACUAACUGUUAACUAAUUAGAAUGUCAUGCUGGAGACAAAAUACUGUUGAAGUCUAAACUAAUCUGUCAAGCUACGGUGUAGGAUGCUUCUAGGUACAUAAGAUGAUGUGAGAGAAAGCUUAUGUUCAGAUUUAAAGGCUAAUCAUGCUAAACUUUUGAGUGUAAACUUUAAUGGCGAACUUCAAUGUUCCAAAUAUUAUGUAAAUACUGUUUAGUUUAAAAGAGGAGUGCCUUGCAUUCAGUCACUGAAUACAAGAUAAGAAUUUAACAUAUAACUUUUAGUGACCAUUUUAAGACAUGGUCUUAAGGAAUUAGUAAUGUCUAAGAAGAAAUUUACGCAUUUUAACAUUUAGUGUUUGCCUUAUAAUGGCUUGAUCAACAAAGUGCAUCUACGAUAACAAGCUUCUUUGUGCACGUGUGAGGUCCUUUGACAAACAGUAGGACUGAUCAGCUGCAGAUUGUGAUGACAAGGUCUAAUUUGCUGGAGAUUUAUUUUUGUGGAAAGCUUUAGUUAGGUUGAUAUUUGAAAAGGUCAGUCAGUGCUAAAUGUAUCAAAGUGUUCUUCAGAAUUCUUGAAAGAAUUUUCAACAAUCAUGACUGUGUUACUUGCAGUAGAGCCAUUUCAUUUUCAACACUGGUAGGUAUUAGGAACAUAUAAGUUAAUGGUGAUGCCUGUAUGAAAUGUUGUUUGCUGUUGAUGGACCAGUUGAUGGGUUUACAAAGGCAAUGCUAGGCUGUGUUGCAGUCAAGUUCAAAGUAGAUGUAAAUGAAAUGGAUGAUGCUUAUUUUUUGGUACUUUACGCUGGUAGGGCUUUUGCUUUGAUGUUUUAUCACUAUUUUCUCAGCUUGUAUUUCUAUGGUAGAUAACUUCAUGUAAAGUCUUUUCUAUUUCAAGCCUGCUAUUUCUAAAUUUUUACUUCUCACACAGUUUUUAUAGAUCAGAGAGCUUUAAAACUUGAAUACUUGUUGCAGUGUACUGUUGUGCCUAGAUAGUGUAUUUAUAAUGUGUGAUUCAGUGGACCACUGGUCAGGCUCCACUGGUAUCUCAGCCUAUGAAAAGCAGUACUAAUAUUCCAGGCCAAUUUUCUCCAGGUUUUCUUUGCUAAGAUGUUGUGCUAGCUAUAUUAGUUUUGCACACUAUGUGUGCAGUGGACAUGCUGUAUUUUAUUUAGUUUUCUAAGCGUGCCAAUUAUUUAUUGUUAUAAGACGUAGGCAAUGUAAUGUAAUGCACUGGGAAGUGCCAAUAACAAAACUUGUAUCCAUGUGAUGGAAAUCGCUUCAUUAUGUAGUGGUCUGAAGGACUAAGAUAUGAUAUUCGAGUCUGCUGUACUAACCUACUGAUAUGUAGCAGAAUAGAAUUAUUGUAAAACAAAGGCGUUGUCUGUUUUACAUGUUGGGAGUUGUUGCCUUGGAACAAAACAGCCAUGUAACAAGAACUUCUUAAUGUUGGAAAAUGGCUAUUUAAAUUGCCUGGUAUACUGCUCAGUUGUAGCUGUUGCAAAGAUUAAGCAACCUCUUCCCAUCUACC